This is a messenger RNA of Myodes glareolus (Bank vole), 4994 nucleotides long. NCBI's taxonomy places the organism in Eukaryota, Metazoa, Chordata, Mammalia, Rodentia, Cricetidae. The record is from RefSeq and is a predicted model, not a curated record.
UGAUCCGGGAAGAGCAGAAGCCAUAAAGAAAAGGCUCACACCACAAUUUUCAUACAAAUCAAAGCCAACCACAUUCUUUGGAUAACUUCUAUAGCCACAGAGGGAUCAAGUCUCGAACCCUGGACUGCGGUGUGUUCCUCGCUUCAAGGGCAUAUUGUUCCCUGAGACUGCGUUUGAAAGAUAGCUCCUAGAUUUGGGAACGCAUUGAACAAUCAGCCUCAUAAACUGCAAGGGACAAGGAGCAAGAUUCUGCAUGGCCAUUUGCUCUCCUGGGAGGUGAACACUGCUUUGAAUCACAGAAUCAGGAGAAAUGGCAAAGCGUACCUUCUCCUCCUUGGAGGCAUUCCUCAUUUUCCUGCUGGUAAUGAUGACAGUCAUCACAGUGGCUCUUCUCACCCUCUUGUUCGUCACCAGUGGGACCAUCGAAAACAACAAAGACUCAGGAAAUCAUGGGUCUUCAACCACCCAGGGCCCCGCAGCCACCCCGACCUCUCCAAUCACUCACAUUUCAGACCCUCCUCCAUCUCAGAACUUCAGUGGCUACUACAUUGGUGUUGGGCGAGCCGAUUGCACAGGACAAGUAUCAGAUAUCAAUUUGAUGGGCUAUGGCAAAAGCGGCCAGAACGCACAGGGCCUCCUCACCAGGCUGUACAGCCGCGCUUUCAUCUUGGCCGAUUCAGAUGGGUCAAAUCGGAUGGCGUUUGUCAGUGUUGAACUAUGUAUGAUCUCCCAACGACUCAGGCUGGAGGUCCUGAAGAGACUGCAGAGUAAAUAUGGCUCCCUGUAUCGAAGAGACAACGUUGUCCUGAGUGGCACUCACACGCACUCGGGUCCAGCAGGGUAUUUCCAAUACACACUCUAUAUACUAGCCAGUGAAGGCUUCAGCAAUCGAACCUUUCAAUACCUGGUGUCUGGCAUUGUGAAGAGCAUUGAGAUAGCACACACAAAUCUUAAACCAGGCAAAAUCUUUAUCAAUAAAGGAAAUGUUGCUAAUGUGCAGAUCAACCGAAGCCCCUCUUCGUACCUUCAGAACCCACCGUCAGAGAGAGCCAGGUAUUCUUCAGACACGGACCAGGAAAUGACCGUCUUGAAAAUGGUAGAUUUGAAUGGAGAAGACUUGGGACUUAUCAGCUGGUUUGCCAUACACCCUGUCAGUAUGAACAAUAGCAACCACCUUGUGAAUAGUGACAAUAUGGGCUAUGCAGCCUACCUGUUUGAGCAAGAGAAGAACAAAGGCUAUCUACCUGGACAGGGACCAUUUGUAGCAGGCUUUGCUUCAUCAAAUCUCGGAGACGUGUCCCCCAACAUCCUUGGUCCACAUUGCACCAACACAGGAGAGUCUUGUGACAACGAGAAAAGCACCUGUCCCGUCGGCGGGCCUAGCAUGUGCAUGGCCAGUGGACCUGGGCAAGACAUGUUUGACAGCGCACAGAUUAUAGGACGGGCCAUCUACCAGAGAGCCAAGGAGCUACAUGAUUCUGCCUCCGAGGAGGUGACUGGACCAGUGUUUGCAGCUCACCAGUGGGUGAACAUGACAGAUGUGAGCGUGCAGAUCAAUGACACACAUGUAGCGAAGACAUGUAAACCUGCCCUGGGCUACAGUUUCGCAGCAGGCACAAUUGAUGGAGUUUCGGGCCUCAAUAUUACACAGGGAACAACAGAAGGGGAUCUAUUUUGGGACACUAUUCGGGACCAGCUCUUGGGCAAACCAUCUGAAGAAAUCAUAGAAUGCCAUAAACCCAAGCCAAUUCUACUUCACACUGGAGAGUUGACGAAACCUCAUCCUUGGCACCCAGAUAUUGUUGAUGUUCAGAUUGUCACUCUUGGGUCUUUGGCCAUAGCUGCUAUCCCUGGGGAAUUUACAACCAUGUCAGGACGAAGAUUUCGAGAGGCAGUUAAAAAAGAGUUUGAAUUGUACGGGAUGAAGGAUAUGACCGUUGUUGUUUCGGGUCUGUGCAAUGUUUACACACAUUACAUCACCACGUAUGAAGAAUACCAGGCUCAGAGGUAUGAAGCAGCAUCUACAAUUUAUGGACCACACACUCUGUCUGCAUACAUCCAGCUCUUCAGUGAUCUUGCUAAAGCAAUUGCUACGGACACAGUAGCCAACAUGAGCAGCGGUCCUGAGCCUCCGUUCUUCGAGAACCUGAUAGCUACACUCAUCCCUAAUAUUCCGGAUAGAACACCGAUAGGCAGACAGUUUGGGGAAGUCCUGGAGGCAGCAAAACCUGAAUACAGAGUGGGAGAAGUGGUUGAAGUUACAUUUGUAGGUGCUAACCCAAAGAAUUCAGCAGAAAAUCAGACCCAUGAAACCUUCCUCACUGUGGAGAAAUAUGAGGACUCUAUAGCUGACUGGCAGAUAAUGUAUAACGAUGCCUCCUGGGAGACGAGGCUCUACUGGCACAAGGGACUACUGGGUCUGAGCAAUGCAACAAUUGAAUGGUAUAUUCCAGAAACUGCACAGCCUGGAAUCUACAGAAUACGAUAUUUUGGACACAAUCGGAAGCAAGAAUUUCUAAGGCCUGCCGUCAUACUUGCAUUUGAAGGCAUUUCUUCUCCUUUUGAAGUUGUAGCUACUUAGGAAAAUGUUGACAGAUAUUGAAAAACAGCUUUUCUCUGUGUACAUUAUAGAGUGAUUUCACACAAAUGUGAACUAUCAGUUUGAUUUUUUUUUUUUGUAACUGUCCCUGCUUGGGAGACAGAUAGUUUAUUGCUGGCGGGACAGAAUAUGCGUGUUUAUGUGUUUGUAUGAUUAUGCAUAUACAUGCUUACAGGGAAGGGAGAGAAGGGGGCAGAGAGAAAGCGAAAGAAUGAAUGAGUGAGUGAAUGAAUGAAUGAAUGGUUAUUAGUGAAUGAGAGAAUAUGUAUGAGAGAAGUUGUCUGACAAUCAUGCUUCUCAUGGUCUUCAUCCUAAAGUAUGAUUUUACUUGAGGCUUUGUGGUUGCUUAAGAGAUAAUUCCCUUCAAUAUGAAAUCUCAGCAAUACGAUGAUAUUAUCUGAAGAUAUGUGAACAAUGUUUAACCUAUUUAUUUAUAGACUUUGGGAAUGAGAAUUCUAGAGAACUUUCUAGAAAUCCUCUAGAAUGACACUUGAUUUUCCAGAGAGGUAUAGCGAGGUUUAAUUCACUUUAGGUCAGAGUAAGGUUAUUAUAUAUUUUCCCCCAGCUGCAUUUACAAAGUAUCAUGUAAACUUGCUACAAAUACAUGAGCCCAGCUAAAAUGCACCCAGAAAAAAUUGCAUGCCAGAUUUUCCUGCAUUCAAAUGAGCUUAGUCCUUUCAAUCAAUCACUUUGGGAUGGGUCUGCCUGGCUCAGGGUUAUUGUUCAUGUUCAGAUCGUUUCUGGGAUCGCCUCCAGAGUCCAAGUAUGUGGCUGUCACUUCCAGUGCUUUGAUUAUGUUUUGUAUUCCUCAAAGUGUCCUUAUCCCGCUCGAUCAUGUCUCGUCUUCCCAGGUUUUUAAAUGUCUCGCCAGUCAAAUGUACCUCAAACUAUAAAGCUUUGCCUUGGAUGUCGAUUUUAAGACCAAAAUAUUAAGACUGGAAAAACAGUCUUCAAAGGGGAAAUUUAAAAGGCAUUUAUCUGUUCUUUUAGCAACUACUCACUAACUCACGGUUCUUUUGAGUUAUGGAAUCGUAAUUUAAACAUACAUAUCCAGUGUUGUACUCAUUCAUGUCAUAUUGAAAUGAUUGUGUAGAUGAAUCCUCUGAAGAAUAAAAUAGUCAACCAGAAAUGUAAGUUCUGGAGGGAUCUUUGACAAUCACAAAUUUUCAAAUCAUCUGUUAGAUGUCUUCUAUGCUAGUUAUUAUGAUUUGGGAAGAAAGAAGGCCAAAUAAUUUUUAAAUAUUAAUCUGAAAGUAAUGUUUUAGUGCUUAUGAUAUACUCUAACCUAUGAGAUAGGACAAUUUAAUAUGAAUUGAAAGUUCUAGUUGCAUUUAAAAUUACCUAAGUUAGUUAGUAAAGUCAAGUCAUAUUAUUGCAGGUAGGUAAAGGAGUAAGCAUUUUAAGAGAAAGUCAAUCUUCAUUUCAAAAGGAAGCUUAUUUUAAAAACAGCAAUGGUAAGGCAGACCUGCACUUUUUUCCCCCCUAUGGCUUAUGUACUUAAGCAUAGUAGACCAAACCAAAAGAGCCCAGAGCAUGGUUUGCUGACUUUAUUUUCCAGUGUUUCUAUGGAGGAUAACUGCUGAAAAAUGAGCAAAUCAGGAUUUUCAAGAUUUGUGUAAAUAUAUACUCUGAUGAGAACACCCUACUAAGUGUAAAUGGUCAAGGACUUAACACAUUUUGAAAAUAGUUUAUCUCAGAAUAAAAAAAAUUAUAGCAGAACCCAUGAUGUGAUUGAAAAUGUAUUCCCCAUGGCCCAGAACAAUACAAGGAUGUAUUUCCCAUCACCCUUCCCCCAAUGAAGCUUUCCUCAAAAAGUCUGCCUAGGAAUCCCUCUUUAUCAUUGGUAACUAUGCCAUAGAGACCAUUGCAUCAUGUUUCUGCGUGCCCAGUCCUGCAUGGAAAUAAACCACAGAAACAUAGUUCCUCAGUAGACUUCUUCUCUUCCAGCCAGUAUGCUUCUAGUUUUUGCAGUCUAUAAAAAAAAAAGACAAACCAUGACCAGGUCCCCGCAUUAUACAACCACUGUUACCUGGGCAUCAAAGAACCCCAUCAGGUAGCUGAUCUGAUCAGUUCAUCUAAAGCCACAGACCCUGUUUGUGUCUCUGUAAAUAGCUACAUGGAGCCAAAAUGCAUGGAAGAAGCUCUGGAAAAGGAUGUGGGAAGUGGUGGUUGGGUUGGCGAGAGCACUGUUUUGGAGGAGAGCCUGUUUGCCCAACCGUCUGUAUUUCAUUUGCUGUGCCUUGCCUACUCUGAUUUCAAGGAUACUGUGAUCUCUUUAGAGUGCAUAAAACAAUUUCUUUCCCAGGUCUAUAUUUUUAUGCAUUCUGUAAAAGUUAUUAUUCUGUAAACUUGUCAGUAUUCAAGAGAAUAUUUAAUAAUAAAUUAAGAACUAUAC